GGUUGGCAACGGGUGUGCUCUGGCUUUUUGGACAACGCACGUUCUGCCUCUGUUGUUUACCAUACCGGAUCCAGUCCCGACUUAGCCUUUGCGUGUUACAGCCUAGCCUGGUGACGAUCCUAUCCGGUCCUUUGCGAUUUAAUAUCAAAACUACUACUACUCAACUUACUUGGUGCGGUAAACAACAACUUUUGCACCCAAAGCCCAAACCGCAUCACUAUGAACAAUGGCGAGACUCAACGAGCCACCAGUUUCUGCCGACAGCUUGGAAAUCCUGCGAAGGAAGUUUUUGCGACAAAAUCGUGACAUUGCACGCGUCAACUCUACGCAAUCGCUACGAAUUCGCAGUCUCGAGAAUGAAUGUGCACGCCUACUAUCAGAGAACCUCGACCUAAGGGGACAGAUCCUGCGACUAGAGAAGGCAGCCGAGAACAAUCCUGCCGGUCGCAUCGCAGACCAUGCCUUGGAGAUCAAGGCCAAGAUGGAGCUUCAGCUGCUCGAGCUGGGUUCUCUACUUGACAGUCUAGGCCUUGAGCCGCCCAUGAAGAGACGGUCGCCCAACAGGGGAGAGAGGAAAAUUGCAAAGCCUAGAAGAAGCAGUCUAGGCCAGAGCCCACGCCAGAAGAAGACGAAAGAGAUGAGCAUCGAAGACCAGGAGUCAUUGGCAGCACAAGAAGGCCGCCUACCUCCGAUUCACGAGCACAAGUCCUACCCGCGCCAGACUUUGAAUCGCCGUGAAAUUCUUGCUUUAUGUUCUGAAUCCGAGGCUGAUGCUGAGGCUGAGACCUCAACCGACUCACCCGUCUUGGGGCCACCUCCAGUCUCCAAAUACGUCGAAGAGGAGCCUGAGAAAGUAGACUCUCCAAACACUGCCAGGCGUGUGCUUGUAUAUUCAGAUAUAACCGUCUCGGAAAAGACCAAUCUGGCUCCUCCCAAGAUUGAUCCACCGGAAACAACUGCCAUUCAGAGUCCUGCGAAAAAGGCACCCCGGAGGCCAGAACCGAAAGUAACCCCAGAACCAAAAGCCGAUGCGCUUCAAUUACCAAUUCCACUUGCGCCAGCGCCAGUGCCAGCGCCUGUGAAACCCGAACAAACCGUCGCGAAGUGUGGAUCUAAGAGAAAACAAGCAGUCGCGGACGAGAAUGAGCCUCCCAGCUUCACAAAGGACAACAACACCUUGUCUAAUUCACAAUCGACCCCCGAUAAGCCAAAAUCAGCAACAGUCCGGGAAAUCAAGAACAGGAGGAAUUCUAGAGGCUUGCCUGGGGCACGAAGGGAAGCCCGGGACAGAAAGUCUAGCGCUGCUGCGCCUGCCCCGGCACGACCUGCGCUCGCUGCAAAGAGCACGAAUGAGGAUGUAUCAUCUCCUAGGAAGCUCCCAGCCAAGGGAGCCGCUGUGGACUGUGAGAAACCUAGCAACAAGGCGGUCACUCAGAGAGAAGUGAAAACCAAAGCAGCGCCGCCGCAAGCGCAGGCAGAACCUAUUCCGAUACUGCCAAAAUCGCCUUCUCCACCUCGAGUGAUGAAUAUCCACCCAGCGGAACUGGCAGCUCCAAAUCCUGCCGCACAGCUGCCCCCUCCAGGAACUCCUGGAAGGGCUGGUGUCAAGGAGACAUUCUGCGACACGCCGCCGCCCCCAGACAUUUCCUCCGGAGGCGACACAGCCAGACCGAGCAGGAGAUCCAGAGCGUCGGUCAGCUAUGCAGAGCCGAACCUUAGGGAUAAGAUGCGACGGCCGAGCAGUGAACUGACGGAUGCCGUGUCCGGCAAGACCAAGUAUAAGCAACGGGCUUCUAUCAGCCACGACACGGCCCCGGCACCAAGAUCAGCAGCCAAAGAAAAACCGGCGGCAUGCACAUGAAAACACAAGGAAAACCGAAAUGAUUGAUGAUGUAUGUCUGUACUGCUAGAAUUCUGCUGCAAGCGGUUUUUUUUUGUUUGUUUUUUUUUUCAAAAAAGGAGUUUUUACAGGACUGGUUUUUCAAGGUGUUUUAAGUGUACAAUGAAAUAAACAAUAUUGUCGAACAAACGAUACUUUUGCCUAUGGCGUGCCCUCAACAUACGUUGCGUGUUUCUUUUUCUUACUUUGAGCCAAACGCUCUGGGUGCUCAUCCAGAUGCCGAUAGAUACCUG
This is a messenger RNA of Pyricularia oryzae 70-15, 2133 nucleotides long. RefSeq lists its product as uncharacterized. Gene Ontology annotation, cellular component: chromosome, centromeric region; nucleus. The transcript is spliced from 3 exons. Gene Ontology annotation, biological process: meiotic chromosome segregation. The record is from RefSeq and is a predicted model, not a curated record. Lineage: Eukaryota; Fungi; Ascomycota; Sordariomycetes; Magnaporthales; Pyriculariaceae. Bases 227 to 1861 code for a protein of 544 amino acids.